UUAGCUGAGUCUCAGACGAUGCAGGAACAAACCACGCACUUUGGGAAAGUUAAAGCACAAGUUUCCUGAACAGGCUGAGAGGAGAGAGAAGGCAAGGAGAGGGAGCAGCAGUGAAGCAGGUACCAGUCUACACUGCUGCCUGCUGGGCUCUCCAGGCUGCAGCCUGCCUGCUAACGUCAGAGUGCACUACCAGGCAAGGUGCUAGCUCCCGUGGCCCGGGCCCACCCUACAUGCUAGAAUGGCACAGGGAGAAGCACCGCUUCUGCUGCUUUUCCUCACCAGGCUGGCGUCAUCAACAUGGUAUGAAGGUUCUGGCUAUGACACUACUGAGAGGUACAACAAUGAAGUUUAUGUGGAAGAGGCUCCCCAAGCUCCUGCCUUGGACUAUCGAGUUCCCCAGUGGUGCUAUUCAUUAAACGUCCACCACGGAGAGGCAACCUGCUACUCCCCCAGGGGAGGGAAUUACCGCAGCAGCCUGGGGACGCGCUGCGAACUCUCAUGCGAUCGAGGUUUCCGGCUAAUAGGACGGAGGUCAGCGCAGUGCUUGCCAAGCCGGCGCUGGUCUGGCACUGCCUACUGCAGACAGAUCCGGUGCCAUGUGCUGCCGGCAGUGAUGAGCGGCUCCUACCAGUGUUCAGCCGGGGCGCUGCUGGACUCUCACUGUGAUUACUCCUGUCUCCCUGGGUACCACCUGGAGGGUGACCGCAGCCGGAUGUGCAUGGAGAACGGGCGGUGGAGCGGCAGCGAGCCAAUCUGUGUAGAUAUUGAGCCCCCCAAGAUCCGAUGCCCGGAGACACGAGAGAGGAUGGCGGAGCCAGAGAAGCUGACAGCCACUGUGUACUGGGACCCACCCCAUGUGAAGGACUCUGCUGAUGGCAUCAUCAAACGAGUGACACUGCGGGGCCCAGAACCUGGGUCUGAGUUUCCAGAGGGGGAGCAUGUUAUCCGUUAUAUCGCCUACGACCAGGCGUACAACCGAGCCAGCUGCAAAUUCAUCGUCCGAGUCCAAGUAAGACGCUGCCCUGUUCUGAAGCCGCCGCAGCACGGCUACCUCAGCUGCACCUCUGAAGGCAAUAACUACGGUGCCACAUGCGAGUACUUAUGUGAUGGGGGCUAUGAACGCCAAGGGAGCCCCUCCCGCGUCUGCCAGUCCAGCCGCCACUGGUCGGGUUCACAGCCCAUUUGUGUGCCCAUGCAGAUCAACGUGGAUGUGAACUCGGCCGCUGGCCUCCUGGAUCAGUUCUAUGAGAAACGCCGUCUCCUGAUAGUCUCUGCUCCUGACCCCUCCACUCGCUACUACAAGAUGCAGAUCACCAUGUUGCAGCAAGCCACCUGUGGGCUGGACCUGCGGCAUGUCACCAUCCUCGAGCUGGUGGGGCAGCCCCCCCACGAGAUGGGCCGCAUCCGUGAACACCAGCUCUCAGCUGACAUCAUCGAGGAGCUCAGACAAUUUCUGCACGUCACCCGCUCCACUUUUAACAUGUUGCUGAUAGACAAGCAGGGCGUGGACCGCGAGCGCUACAUCGAGCCAGUCACCCCUGAGGAGCUCUUCACCUUCAUUGACACCUACUUGCUGAGCAGCCAGGAGGUCACCCAGCGAGCACAAAGCAGAGACAUGUGUGAAUGAGUGACUCUGCACAGGUGGGGGCAGAUCCCUGCAUCUGGGUGCCAGUGCUCCCACCCCUUCACAUUCAGAACCCCAUAACCUCAGAGGACUGAGAAUUCCCUUUCCGCAUUGUCUUGGGUCAGCUGUGAGGAAGGAAACAGUGUCAAAGGUCACAGACUUUUCAGUGGAGGGGGAGCUAGCUGGGCCAAGCCAACGUCACACCAGCCUUACUGCACCAGGCCAGCCGUGAAGUUAGGAUAAAAGAGGAGUUUGGGAGCAUUCCCUCUCCCCCCACAAAAUCAGCCUCUGCCCAGGCCCAAACCAUCACUAUCACACCAGCAGGGGGAGGCUGCCAGUCAGGAAGGAGGGAACACAAGCCCAGCAGGGUCUGAGCUCAGGUUGGAAUAGCAGGAGCUGCUGCAUCUCAGGAGCAGAACAUCAAUGAGUAAACUUAAGUCACCUCCCUUGUUAUUUCAUUCCCCUCUCUUGUAAGAAACAAGCAUGUCUAAUAGCAGUAUGGUUCUCAGCCAUGCAGCAUGCCCUGCCUGCACCCCAGGCCAGGUUUGCCAUGCAGUGCUAGCACAGCAUGCCCAUGUACACUAGCCCCCUGGCAGAGAACGUGUGGCUCCAGCAAUAGCACUCUACCCCAGCACACCAUACAGAUAGAAUCAUAAAAUAUCAGUGUUGGAAGGGACCUCAGGAGGUCAUCUAGUCCAACCCCCUGCUCAAAGCAGGACCAAUCCCCACCUAAAUCAGAUCAUGACAAACACAUCAAGCAUGUUUGUGAAGCCACCGGAGGUGGAGCUGGGAUGCUCUGGCAAGGGAUGACAGCAGCCGACAGUGGGGCUGCCCAGGGGAGUCUAUGAAUCCCUGCUGCAUGAGGCUUGUUACCAAGAGCUGGAAGAGGGUUAGGCCGGCUGUAGCCCACCACCACCAAGAGCCUGACAAUUCUCCAGGGAAGAUGGCUUCACAAUCCCAGAGCAGGAACAAAAGAUGUUUGAAAGACAUUCAGCCACAAAGGCUGGGCUUUGUUUAGACCCAAGCAGGCAGGAGGUAAGAGUUGGAAAGUAGUAAGAAAGAAAGCCACAUGGGGAGCAGGCCCAGUGCAGGCCACAUGGCUCAAAUAGGGACUGACGCUGGUAAAGGCCACUCCUUGUAACUUUCCUCAGGCAGCAGGAUCUGGCCCCCCCAGGAAGUUUCUUUCCUAUUUUAAAAACAGGUGGGGAAGUGCUUGGUUCAUUAAGAGCAAAACCACCCCAGCAGCCCAGAGCCCCCAACUUCCCUGCACACUAAGGCCUGGCCAAUGGUCUUAGGGCCACAGCCUAUUCUCCUGCCUCAUUACAGGACUUCAACAACACUUAUCUACUGAAGAAAGGCCAGUAGGAUAGGGGACAGGUUUGUAACCCAUCUCUCUUGCCCCCACCCAUCAUUCCCUUUCUCCAAGGAACAUGGGGAUGGGUAGUGAGGUGAAACGAGGACAGCACACGGGGCAGAGUGCAGGUAGCAGUGAAGGGUUGACAGAGCUUGCCCCUGCUGUGCCGCUCAGCCAGUGGCAGUGAUGGGCCCCUUAGCUCAGCAAACAUCUAACUGCAAGUUUCAAAGUCUACCUCUUCCCUGGAGCAGACCCUCAGGGACACAGCUCGAGGACAUGCUGCCACAAAGCCGUGCUAAGACUGAUAGCCACACACAAGCAGAGCAGACAAUCUGCAGUGGAAGGCAGCUGGCUGAGGCAGACCAGAUUCUAUUCUCAUCAGUUAGUGGCAGCAGCUUUUUCCUGGUCUCUCUAUGCUGCUCCCUGCCCUUCAUACCAAGCUCCAGGAACUCCCUCCCAGAGACAGCAGUAAGUCCCCCCGCCAGCCCCUGUGAAUGACUAGUCCUGACACCACCGGCAGCAGCAAGAAAACCUUUAUUAAAACAGAUGGCCCUUUGUGGUGAGCCUUGACACAGUAACCAAGCAGGCAUUAUAGUGCAUCUGCCAGUACAAAGACUGCCCUCCCAGACAGUUGCUUGAUGUGGAUUUUAACUCAUGCCCUAGAAUUUGCCUUUCCUCCAAGAGGGGCUGUUGCUCUCUUGUUGGGCACUGUUUUGACCCCCACAACAUUUUGUAUUUUAAAUGAAUAAAUCUAUGUAAAAUA
Messenger RNA from Malaclemys terrapin pileata, 3741 nucleotides. RefSeq names its product sushi repeat containing protein X-linked 2 (gene SRPX2). The coding region runs from base 239 to 1627 and encodes 462 amino acids. Lineage: Eukaryota; Metazoa; Chordata; Testudines; Emydidae. The record is from RefSeq and is a predicted model, not a curated record. The transcript has 11 exons.